Messenger RNA from Myotis brandtii (Brandt's bat), 8928 nucleotides. RefSeq names its product unc-51 like kinase 4 (gene ULK4). Gene Ontology annotation, biological process: protein phosphorylation. The transcript is spliced from 37 exons. The coding region runs from base 253 to 4083 and encodes 1276 amino acids. Gene Ontology annotation, molecular function: ATP binding; protein kinase activity. NCBI's taxonomy places the organism in Eukaryota, Metazoa, Chordata, Mammalia, Chiroptera, Vespertilionidae. The record is from RefSeq and is a predicted model, not a curated record.
ACGGGAUGGGCGAAUCCAAACGCGGAGGGGCGCCGGACGCUCACGGCCUUACGCUGCUACCGCGCGUCCCGCUUUGCUCCCUUGCUUCGCCCCCGGUUUGGGGCCAGUGGACCCGUCCCAAGGGGGCUAGGAUUCGAGACCUGCGCACAAGGGGGGAGCGGUCUGGCUGGUCGGAGGUAUCUCCUCCAGAGACCCGGAGCUAGAGAUGCUAUUAGGCGGUCCUUCUAUCAAGUGUGAGAAGUUGGCCCGGAGAUGCAAAACUUCGUUCUAUACGAGGAGAUCGGCAGAGGAAGCAGGACCAUUGUCUAUAAAGGGCGACGGAAGGGAACAAUCAAUUUUGUAGCUGUUUUUUGCACAGAUAAGUGCAAAAGGCCUGAAAUAACGAACUGGGUCCGUCUCACCCAAGAAAUUAAACACCAGAAUAUCGUAACCCUGCACGAAUGGUAUGAAACCAGCAAUCAUCUCUGGCUGGUAGUGGAGCUCUGCACAGGUGGUUCCUUAGAAAUGGUCAUCGCUCAAGAUGAAAACCUCCCGGAAGAUGUUGUGAGAAGCUUUGGGAUUGACCUGAUUACUGGAUUGCAUCAUCUUCAUCAACUUGGCAUUCUCUUUUGUGACCUUUCUCCUGGGAAGAUUCUCUUGGAAGGGCCCGGCACGUUGAAGUUUAGUAAUUUCUGCCUGGCAAAAGUGGAAGGUGAAAAUUUGGAAGACUUCUUUGCUUUGAUGGCAACAGAAGAAGGAGGAGGUGAUAGUGGGGAACAUGUACUGAAGAAAAAUAUGAAAAGUAGAACCCGAGGAUCGCUUGCUUACACAGCACCCGAAAUUGUGAAGGGCACCGACUUCUCCGUCGCCAGCGACCUCUGGUCUUUGGGCUGUCUGCUGUAUGAGAUGUUCUCAGGAAAACCUCCAUUCUUCUCAGAAAGUGUUUCAGAAGUAAUUGAAAAGAUUAUUCAUAAAGAUCCUUCGCCACCUAUUCCAAAAGAUUCUUCUCUUCCUAAAGCGUCUCCAGAUUUUGUGAAUUUGCUGGAUGGUUUGCUUCAAAAGGAUCCACAGAAAAGAUUAACUUGGGCAGGCCUGCUGCGGCAUCCAUUUUGGAAGGAUGCUUUUACUAGAAGAGAUCAGGACUCGAGCACCGAGGACUCCAGCGUCAGCAGAAACAUGAUGGAAUGUUCCGGGUCACAAGAUGCCAAGGAGCUUGUGAGGAGCCCUCCGAGCGGACAGGCCAGAGGGGAGAGGAGUGGUCAGCGGCCGAGUCGCUCUUGGAGACUAGAAGAUCCAGCUGAGCUGCGGCCUAAGAAUACUCUCGGGGGUCAACUGAACGAGUCCAUGUUCCUUCUCAGUUCUCGUCCUACGCCGCGAACCAGCACUGCCGUGGGGUCAAGUCCUGGUGUGGAUGUGACCCAGAGUUCACCGCAGAAGGCGCCUCCUUUGACCAAGACCACAGUUGGGCACUUGAGCCAGCAGGACAUGGAAUCCCAGAUGAGGGAGCUCAUCUACACAGACGCAGAACUCGUCGUCACGCCGAUUAUUGACAAUCCCAAGAUCAUGAAACAACCACCAAUUAAAUUUGAUCCAAAAGUAUUGCAUCUACCAGCAUAUUCAGUGGACAGGUUAGUGUCCCUGAAAGACCAGGAUUGGAACGACUUUCUGCAACAGGUGUGCUCACAGAUCGACUGCCCCGAGAAGACCAUGGGCGCCUCCCGGGCCAAGCUGAACCUCCUGUGCUACCUGUGCGUGGCGGCCGGCCAGAGGGAGGUGGCCACCCGGCUCCUGCAUUCCCCCCUGUUCCACUUGCUAAUCCAGCAUUUACGAAUGGCUCCAAACUGGGAUAUACGGGCCAAGGUCGCUCGCCUGAUUGGUUUACUGGCCUCACACACAGCCGAACUUCAAGAACAUACACCUGUUAUUGAGGCAAUUACUCUCUUAACUGAAUUAAUUAGGGAAAACUUCAGGAACAGCAAAUUAAAACAGUGCCUGUUGCCAGCCCUUGGGGAGCUGCUGUAUCUGGUGGCCACCCAGGAAGAAAAAAGAAAGCACCCCGGAGAAUGCUGGGCCGUUCCCCUGGCUGCGUACACGGUGCUAAUGAGGUGCCUUCGGGAAGGGGAGGAACGUGUGGUGAACCACAUGGCAGCGAAGAUUAUCGAGAACGUCUGCACCACCUGCUCUGCGCAGGCCCAGGGCUUCAUCACGGGAGAGAUUGGACCCGUCUUAUGGUACCUCUUCAAACACUCCACUGUCGAUUCUCUCAGGAUCACAGCAAUAUCGGCCCUGUGCAGGAUCACUCGCCACUCCCCGUCCGCCUUCCAGAACGUCAUUGAGAAGGUGGGCCUGACCUCGGUGAUCGCCGCCCUGGCCUCCGCCAUCUGCAGAGUCCAGCAGUACCUGCUGACCCUGUUCACCGCCAUGCUGUCCUGUGGGAUCCACCUGCAGAGACUAAUCCAGGAAAAGGAUUUUGUCUCUACAAUUAUCCGUUUGCUUGACAGCCCCUCAACUUCCAUUCGAGCCAAAGCCUUCCUGGUUCUUUUAUAUAUUUUGAUCCAUAACCACGAGAUGCUGCUGCUCAGCUGCCAAGCAAGACUGGUGAUGCACAUCGAGAGGGACAGCAGGAAGACCUCCCCAGGCAAGGAGCGGCAGCCGAGCGGCAGCGAGUACCUGUCCAGAUGCCUGGACCUCCUCAUCCGCCACAUGGUGCGGGAAGUGCCGCGCCUCCUGGGUGACAUUCUCACCGCCCUGGCUAAUGUGUCCGGUCGUAAACACCCAUCAACAGUUCAGGCGAAGCAGCUGAAGCUGUGUCUCCCCCUGAUGCCCGUGGUGCUUCACCUCGUCACCUCCCAGGUAUUUCGACCUCGAGUUGUAACGGAAGAGUUCCUUUUCAGUUAUGGAACCAUUCUUAGUCAUAUUAAGUCGAUAGAUUCAGGAGAAACUAACAUAGAAGGAGCCAUAGGACUGAUGGCAUCGGAAGAAUUUAUCAAGGUCACGUUGUUGGCUUUUGAAGCAAUAAUACAGUAUCCUGUUUUACUGAAGGACUAUUGCUCUACGGUUGUUGAUUAUAUCCUGCCACCCUUGGUCUCCUUGGUUCAAAGCCAAAAUGUGGAGUGGAGGCUCUUCAGCUUGCGGUUGCUCUCAGAAACCACAUCUCUGCUGGUGAACCAGGAGGGCGGGGAUGGCAAGGAGGCUGCGCCCAUCGACUCCGACAGCAACCUUCUGGCUCUCAUUAGAGAUGUCCUCCUUCCCCAGUACGAGCACGUCCUCACGGAGCCUGGCCCGGUCCCGGCCUAUGCCAUGAAGCUGCUGGUGGCGAUGACCGCGCACAGCCCCGCCUUCACCAGACUUGUGGAGGAAAGCAAACUGAUCCCACUCAUUUUCGAAGUCAUCCUGGCCCACCAGGAGAACAUUCUGGGUAACACCAUGCAAAGUGUGAUUGCGUUGCUCCACAACCUGGUUGCCUGCAAGGAUUCGAACAUGCAGCUGCUGUAUGAACACGGACUGGUCCAUCAUGUCUGUAACCUGUUCACCGAAACGGCCACACUGUGCUUGGACGUGGACAAUAAAAACAACAACGAGACGGCAGCCGCGCUGCUCUGCUCCCUGCUGGACGUGCUGCACGGCAUGCUGACCUACACGUCUGGGGUCGUGCGGCUGGCCCUGCAGGCGCAGAAGUCUGGCUCCGGGGGCGACACUCAGGCCGCGGAGGACCUGCUGCUGCUCAGCAAACCCCUGACAGACCUCGUCAGCCUGCUCAUCCCGCUGCUUCCUGCUGAGGAUCCUGAAAUUUUUGAGGUUUCAUCCAAGUGCCUGUCCAUCCUGGUUCAGCUCUACGGGGGAGAAAACCCGGACAGCCUGUCCCCUGAGAACGCAGAGAGCUUUGCCGACUCACUGACAUCCAAGGAGGACCCCAAGGAGCAGAAGCUGCUGCUGCGGAUUCUCAGGAGGAUGGUCACCUCCAACGAGAAGCACCUGGAGAGCCUGAAGGGUGCGGGCAGCCUCCUGCGGGCGCUGGAGCGGCUGGCCCCGGCUGGCGGUUCAUCUGCCGACAGUGCGGUGGCCUCCUUGGCCCUGGAAAUCCUCCAAACGGUUGGACACUAGGCGAGAAGGCACCGAACACAGGCCCAACCUCGGCUGCACAGGCAAGGCCAGCCCCCGACACGCUCGGCACCCCAGCCGUCCCCGCACCCAAUAAAGCCAGCUGACGCCCAAGCCUGCGGCUGCGGUGCUCUCCCUCACUGUGGGCCCUGGAAACGGCCUCCGAAUAGAGCCUCGUCCUGGGGGCACCCGGGAAGCCAGGUUUGCCCCUGGGCUCAGAACGUCCUUUCCUGUGUGGCGCGGGCCAGCCCGCCUGCGGAGACUGAAGGCAGCGCCCAGCCAGCCUUGGGAAGGGUUAGCCUGUCUCCCCCCACUUUGACCUGCCUGGCUGUCCUUCCUCUCAGGGACACACUGAGUCCCAGAGCCCCCUGCAGGCACAGGCAGCUAGGAGUUUGCCUGCAGAAAUGCCAGCACUCCAGGAACGCUGGCUUCCAGGAAGGUCUGCCCAUCGGGGUGGGUGGAUGGCAUCCAAGUAGAAUUGUCCCCCCAACUUCUACCAGUUACUCCCAAAUCCUUGAACCUCUUCAGCCUCUCCCUAUGUUCCCUCACACACAUGCCAAGAACCUCCUGGGAGCGUCAUGCCCAUGAACACAUUUGGUGGACAGUGCAGAGGUGUUGGGCCGAGGCAUCUGGCCUGGAAGGUGGGAUGGGUCGUGGACAGCUCAGACCAGGUGAGCAAGAUGAUGCAUCCCCUUGUCUCUGGGGCCUCGGUGUCUGAUCUGCAAAAGGAAAGGGCUAGACCAGGCCAACAGCUGCUACCCUUCUCCCAGCUGUGGGACUGCACUGCUCAGAGAGGAUGCGCCCCUAAUAAACACUGCCCCUGCCUAGGUGGGGCUGUCCCCUGCAGAGUGGGUGGGGCAGGCAGAGGUCGUAGGCCCACUGUGCCACAGUGAUCAGGGUAGUUUGCCAAGUUCAUUGGGCUUUAUAUAGAAAGCAGCUUGUGCCAACUCUCAAAGGCAUGUCUGUCAGUCCCCACCACAACCUGCGAAGCAAGCCUUCUCCGCUUCCUUUCAGGCCAUCUACUUGCUUGGCUGACCUCAGGACUGACUCCAUAGCCCUGUGUCCCCUGUGGGUGUCCAGAGCUUGGCUGUAAACAGCUGGGGGGUAAGAGGCUGUCCCGUCCCGUCCCCCCCACCCCGCCACAGCAGCAGGCAGUUUGGUUUGAUGGCUCAUAGCCUACUUACUGCCCAUGGUGAGGAGGCUGCAUCCCCAGGGGUCUGGCCUGGCUGGAAUGGCCUGUGCUCCUGGGUGGGGUAGGGAGUUAACACAGGGAGCAGCCAGAGGCCUGGCCUUUGGCUCCAGCUGCUUUGCCUCCGGGGCCCAGGGAGCAGGCACAAAUCUCCUGUUUUCCCAGACAACCUGUUCUCUCCCUUGAUUCAGUUCCUGGGGAACCACUUGAGUUCUGGGUCUAGAGUCCUCAGAGAAGGAAUUUCAGAGAAUGGAAAAGCGACUUCCCCCUUUCCAUCAAGCAGGGAGGAGUCUUUGCUGUUUAAAGUAAACUAGGUAGGAUUUAACGUUCCCAAACCUUGUUGAGUUGACCAUGCCUGGCCGAGCCCACAGCACAGCGUGUUUGAGAAAAGGGCACCUCAGUCGGCAGGAGGACGAGAUGAAGGUCCCAGCAGGGCUACUGCCCUCCAAGGUGCCCAGCCCAGGGUGCCGGGCACUAAAGCUGGCCCAUGCCAAGCCUUGUACCCUAUGUGAGGCUCUGUCCUUCUGGACCUAGGGGAUCCUUUUUGUUCUUCUCACAAAGUGUCAAACAAGCAGCAGCAGCCGCAGUAUAAUGAAAUCGAGGUAGGGCGAGAGCAGGCUGGCUGGGCGGCGGCAGAGACCCUUCCCUGCCUUCUCCAGGCGAGAGGCCCAUGCCCUCGUCUUGGCUUCCCAGGAUGGCUGCAGUGCUGAGAAAGGAGCUGGCCCCUAGCCCAAUUGGAGCUCACAGGAUUCUGACAGUGGUAAGGGGUCCAGACCCAGGUACCUGCUGGCUUCCCCUUCCCACCACCUCCAAGCCUCAGCUAUUUGCUCGUCAACUGACACACCACUGGGACGACUGGUGUCACUGAAGUCGGCAGCCGAGAGCACUCGGGCGGGGAGUGGCUGCACAGGACCUCCGCCUUCCCCUCGACUUACACCCUAACGCGGCGAGACCUUGCCUAACUCCUGCCUGAGAGGAAUGUCCGAGGACGGUGCCUGUGAAGAACCGUUGGGUGACUGGUUCCAGGUGGUCAGAGAGGAAGCGAGAGUCACGGGGGCAGCUGAGGUAGGUCUGCUGGGUGCAGUGACAGAAUUGACUGCCUGGUGGUUCUUUGGACGCGUCCAGCUCCUCGCAUUCCUUAUUACAUGAGGUUUUCUGUUACCUGACGAGGUUCCAGGUCAGCUCUGUGACUGUAGUGUAGCUCAGGCUCUUGUCCAAGGUGAGGAGAGGAGAGGUCUCCCUGCCUCCUCUUGAAGCAAGACGCCCGUCUCCCUCCCUCCCCUGGCAACACACACAGGACGCAGAAAUAAAUCUCUGCACUCCGAUGUCCGCAGCGACUGAGGUAGGAGCCUUGGGAAGGAGGGUGGGGGAGGAGCUACCAACGCCCAAAGAAAGGGGCUUGGCGACGGAGGGCUGUCUGGAGUGGGAUGGAAACAGACUGGACAAAGGUUAGGAGGCCCCAUUAGGCUCCAGCUUCAGUGGAGCUGAGGAGAGAAGUGUGGGAAGAAAAGAAGCCUCGGCCUAGAACGAGGGAGUGGAGUGCGGAGGGGCCUGGAGGGAGACUGGCUUACAGCCCACUGCUGCCUCUCGGAGGCGUCAGGGAGGCCCGUCACCCCCUCUCACCUGCUGAGUGGGCACCACAUAGGAGCGAGGAGAAAAGGAGACACGACCUUUUCUGCCCCACCCUCACCCUUCCAUUCUGUAACUGCCUUGGGGGGCUGAUCCACUCAAGUCAAGGAAAGCAGUGCGAUUCUCACCUGCUGGAACAAAACCACCACAGCCAUCUACUCAGCUUUGCUAAUUAAACCAAACAACACAAGUCAGAUCUUGUUUUUAUUACAGUAACCUAAACAAGAAUUAAAAAGCUUAUUCACCUCAAGAACUUUCACUGUCAAGGAUUCAAAUAACCAGAUCAAGGUCUCAUGUCUAAAGCGUCUACUCCAACAUGAAGCGUCACCCUUCCGCUCAGUGCAGUGGGAUCAAAUGUCCUGUGACCUCCAUCCCCAGGUAACCACUGGCCUGAUUUGUGUAAGAAUCUAAGAACUCCUUGCUUUUCAGUUUUCCCAUCCAUGGAUGAGUUCCUUAAAAUAGACUGCCCUUUUUUGGAUCAGUGUAGCCCUUCAGUAUGCAUUUAUGACUUUCUUUUGUUUAAUAUUAUGAGAUAUAGUCAAACUAUUGUGUAAAGGUAUCGUUUUUAACUGCAGGAUGGCCACUCUCAUGUAUGAAGGAAGUGAUUAUUGGGCACCUGAUCUCACAGUGCCCUACCAGUCAUAUUGGACCUUGAGGCAAAAGAAAAAUACCGAUAUUGUUUUUAUUUAAAAUUGAUAGUUUGUUGGUCGUGGUUUUUCUGCAUUUAACUUCAAUUUUAUCCAAACGGCCACCCACAGAAAAUCAGAAACAGCCCUCCCUAAGCACAAACCACUCUUUUUAAAAGACCAAAUCACAAGUCUUAACAGGUCUACUGACUCUGCCCUAAGGGAGGAAAGCUGGGAGACCUACCGCCAGGAUGACGGGCUCACCUGGCAGGUAGCUGGAAAGGCCCAUUCUGGGUCUAUGUUCAGAUAAACAUCUACACUUAAACCAACUUAAUUAUCAGUUCAAAGUGGAGUUGAAGGAAUUCCCCUCUCCAAAUGAGUCACACUUAUGUGAAGGUGCUUGGGGUCUAAAGCCCAGGUAGUUAAUUUUUCAUUCUUAAGACAGUAACUGUGGGGUGGGGAAUUCCUAUUGGCUUCAGUUUUGCUCUAUGUAGCCCAAGGACUAGAUAGAUGCCUUUUGGUCACUUGGGUGAGAUUACACAGAAGCCAGGUGAAGUCUUGGCCACAGGGUCUAAGCCCAGAGUCCUUCAGUUGGAGAAGGUGGAAUCUCGCCUCUCACACAAGGUCAGAAUCCGUGUUCACGGCUGAAACCAUUGUUGGGGCCACUGCUGGAGAAACUUGGCCAACAUUCCCAUCUAAGGUAAAGGCUCUACCUUUGACCACUGAGUUCACUAUGUACGCGAAUAUACUUGUUACCCUCACAACACCAUUUGCUAACAAGGAAAAAAGGUGACACAAUCGAAUGAAUUAAAAGUUUAAUUCUGAACCAUUUUUAUAACUGCAUUUUCUCUUGAAGCAUUGAAUCACAGCAGGUUACAACAACUUUGGGAUAAAAGGCAACUGGUAAACUGUCCAAAACAAGGUUCCAAAUAACACCUCUUACUGAUUUACCCUACCCAUACAUAUCCCAAAUAAAGUUUUCGAUCAAAAACAUGAAAUAGAUCCACCUGCUUAUUUUAAGCAUAUUAAAAAGGAAACUAAUUGGACCAUUUCUAUUUGUCUAUUUUAUACAAAAAGGCUACACAAUGUUACACUUUAUUCAGAUUACAAUUAGAGUGAUUAUGAAUUAGUGUUCUACACCAUUACUCAAUUCUUAAAAAUUAGAAAUUGCUGUAGCAGUAUUCACUAUAACUUAAGACUACAAGACUUAAAAAACUAACAGUUACUGCAAAAAAAAUUAAAGAGCUACUUCAAAGCAAGCAAAGUCAGUACCAUUACAGAUAUUAAAAAAAAUUUUAACAAGCAAGGCUAGAGUUUGAUAAAUUCCAUCCUGUGAUCCAUUCUUGUGCAUUCUUCACUUCUUGAGUCACUCCCAAAAUCCAUUUGUAUUGUUACUCCUCGACC